AUGAACCGCCCUUCUCGCAAUGACGAUGGCGACCUCCAUCAUCCCUUUUGGAACCAACAGCCCCAUUACCUGGCUGCUGACUUGACCACCCGUCAGGACCUCAAUGGAAUUGCCAAUUCUCGGACGCACAGGACUGGAUCUCAAGGCAGUGAGGUCGGCGUCUGCGCAUUGAAUCAUCACCCAGGCGGCGGCAUAAGACAGCAUGAAUCGGACCGCAGACCAGUUCCCCCGGAGAAGAAUAAUAAUUCUGCGGGGCGGUGGUCUUUUGCCGGUGGUGAAGACCGUGCCUGCCGAACCCGGAGCUCCGUGGCCCCACUCCUCCGCAGUGCCGCUUCGGCGGUCCCGGGGUGGGUCACUUGGGUUCUCUCCGUCGCCGUUACCUCGUUGAUCAUGUCCACCAUCAUGACAAGACAACAGCACGGUAACGAUCGACAUGUCCAAGUUGAUGCGUCAUCUCUCUCCGUACCUCGUCCUUCACCCGUCGUUGUUACGGUCGCCGAACCCGUUACCCCUCGGGUCUUUAAGAGAGCAUCAACUUGUCCCAAGGGCGGCGUCUCCGAUGAGUCGCUUUACAACACGCCCUUUCACGGCGCUGCUCUCGCCAUCAUCUUCGGCGUCUCUUUUCUCGCCUGCGCCCUUCCCGUCCUCAUGACCCGCUUCCCCACGAUUCGACUCCCGCCCGUGUUCUUCUUCGCCGUCCGUCACUUCGGUACCGGAGUCCUGAUCGCCACGGCUUUCGUCCAUCUUUUGCCGACCGCUUUCAUCUCGCUCAGCAACCAGUGUCUCGACAGCUUUUGGACGAAACAAUAUCCCGCAAUGCCGGGCGCAAUUGCAUUGGCGGCGAUCUUCAUGGUUACCAUUGUCGAAAUGGUCUUUCAUCCCGGGCGACACGUGCAUCACGGACUUCACGAAGAGGGCCAUGCUUCCGGUGCCGCCCAUGGGCAGUCGAACAACAACAACAACGACGACUCUAUCGACCCCCUUUCUCGCCUUCCUAGCAACGCUCGCGCCCCCGACGACACCACCUCCAUCAACGCCAACAACCUGCCCUCCCGCCCCAAGGGCGCCCUCCGCGGCCGCGCUCACUCCAUCGGCCGCCGUCUCUCCCACGUCUCCCGCCAAGGCCAAGACCCAGCCCAAGACCGGGACGCCGUCCUCCCCGCCUUGCCCUCCGAAGAUAACCUCAACGCUUGCACCGACUCGGCAACAACCCCCCAAUUCAACAAGGAAAUCUUCCAAUCCGACCUGACCCUCUCCUCCCCUACUACACAACAGCUCGAAUCCCAGCUUCCCGAAGGAUACCUAACCGCCGAAAUGAAGCACCGCAAGGAAACGAUGCAAUGCGUCCUUCUCGAGUGCGGUAUCUUGUUUCAUUCCGUUUUCAUCGGCAUGGCUUUGUCAGUAUCCGUCGGCACCGACUUUGUCGUUUUACUCAUCGCAAUCGCAUUCCAUCAAACCUUUGAAGGCCUUGCCCUGGGGUCGAGAAUCGCAAGUAUUACUUGGCCUGAAGGAUCGAAGCAGCCGUGGUAUAUGGCUUUGGCGUAUGGAUGUACGACGCCUGUUGGACAGGCUAUUGGACUGGCUACCCAUCGGUUGUAUAGUCCGGAGAGUGAGGUGGGAUUGGUGUUGGUGGGGACUAUGAAUGCUAUUUCUAGCGGAUUGUUGGUUUUUGCUAGCUUGGUGGAAUUGUUGAGUGAGGACUUUUUGAGUGAUGAGAGUUGGAGGACGUUGAGGGGACGGAAGAGGGUGGGUGCUUGUGUGUUGGUUUUUCUGGGAGCGGUGGGCAUGAGUUUGGUUGGGGCCUGGGCUUAG
Messenger RNA from Sordaria macrospora k-hell, 1812 nucleotides. RefSeq lists its product as uncharacterized. Lineage: Eukaryota; Fungi; Ascomycota; Sordariomycetes; Sordariales; Sordariaceae. The record is from RefSeq and is a predicted model, not a curated record. Gene Ontology annotation, cellular component: plasma membrane. Gene Ontology annotation, molecular function: zinc ion transmembrane transporter activity. Gene Ontology annotation, biological process: zinc ion transmembrane transport.